This is a messenger RNA of Exserohilum turcica Et28A, 342 nucleotides long. RefSeq lists its product as uncharacterized. NCBI's taxonomy places the organism in Eukaryota, Fungi, Ascomycota, Dothideomycetes, Pleosporales, Pleosporaceae. The coding region runs from base 1 to 342 and encodes 113 amino acids. The transcript is spliced from 3 exons. The record is from RefSeq and is a predicted model, not a curated record.
AUGGCAUCUUCCCUUCAGAAAUUCAAGCUCGUCUUCUUCGUACCCCCCUCUUCACUUGACGCCUGUAAAACCGCCAUUCUCAGUACUGGUGCAGGACGCUACCCUGGCCCAGGCGGAUAUACCGAAGUAUGCUUUACUAGCAGAGGCACAGGACAAUUUAGGCCUGGCGAUGCGGCCAAUCCAACUAUUGGUAGGGUUGGUGAGCUAGAGGAAUUGGAUGAGUACAGAGUAGAGACAUUGUGUGUGGGACGCGAUACGGCUGUCAAGGCUGUCGAAGCACUGAAGAAAGCACAUCCCUAUGAAGAGCCUGUAUAUGAGGUUUACAAGAUGGAGGACAUGUGA